Messenger RNA from Gadus chalcogrammus (walleye pollock), 1768 nucleotides. Its product is annotated as tubby-related protein 1-like. Gene Ontology annotation, cellular component: cilium. Gene Ontology annotation, biological process: protein localization to cilium. The transcript is spliced from 15 exons. The coding region runs from base 1 to 1749 and encodes 582 amino acids. Gene Ontology annotation, molecular function: actin filament binding. The record is from RefSeq and is a predicted model, not a curated record. NCBI's taxonomy places the organism in Eukaryota, Metazoa, Chordata, Actinopteri, Gadiformes, Gadidae.
AUGCCGCUCCAGAGGGACAUCCUAGAGGAGGUGUGGACAGAGAACAGGUUUCAGGACGAGGCCGGUUCCUCCUCCUCAGACCGGCCAGAGAAGGUUAACUGUGUGCAAUUACAGCUCCUCUACCUCGAGUACUGCCAGGCCCGCUCGCUCGCUCGUCCCACCCUCAAAACUCCUCGAAGCGAAAUCGUCCAGAAACCAAAGAAGAAGAAGGAAGCGACCAAUGGCGUGCCAGAGGCCGAGUCCAACGGGGCGGAGGCCAAACCCAAGAAGACCAAGAGCAAGAAGAGCGAGGAGGCGUCUGGAGACGAGGGACUCGCCGCACAGAAUGAGAAGAAGGUGAAGAAGAAGAAGCCGGAGAAGGAGAAGGAGAAGGAAAAGGAGAAGGAGAAGGAGGACCCGGAGAAGAGCAAGGAGCCAAAGAAGAAAGCCAAGAGCGUCCCGAAGAAGAAAAAGGGUACGUUCCAAGGUUCGGACACUGAGGAUGACGAGGAGGAGGAGGAAGAGGAGACGCCCAAGAAGAAGACGAAGAAGAAGACGACGACGAAGGACAGCUCGCCGCCCUCAAGCACCACCAAAGAGAAGAAACCCAAAUCCAAAGAUGAGAAAGACUCUGAUGGGAAAGAUAAAAAGUCUAAAUCAAAAGACAAAGAUAAGAAGAAGGAGCCAGCCGCCUUGUUCCAGAUAAACGGAGACAAGGACGCCAAGAGCAAGAAGAAAGCUGCUCAGUCAGACAGCGACGACAGCGAGGAGACAACAACCAAGGCCAGCAAGUCUAAGAAGAAGCCCAGUGCCGGAGCAGCAUCGCUGUUCCAGACGGCCGAGAGCAAGGACAAGGACAAGGACAAGGACAAGGACAAGAAGACCAAGAAGAAAGGAAAAGCCGAAGAGAGCGAUGAUUCCGACUCAGAGAAAGAAGAGAAGUCCAAGAAGAAGAAGGGAAAAGGGAAGAAGAAGAAGGAGCGAGCUCCGUCCCCGGAGAUAGAGUUCGACGACCUGGAGGAGUUUGUGAAUCUGCCGGCUCCGCAGGGGCAGACGGUGAAGUGCCGACUCACCCGGGACCAGCGGGGGAUGGACAAGAGCAUGUACCCCACCUACUACCUCCACCUGGACAACGAGAAGAAGGUAUUCCUGUUGGCGGGUAGAAAGCGUAAGAAGUGUGGAACCUCCAACUACCUCAUCUCCAUCGAUGCCACAGACCUAUCGAGAGGCGGGGACAAUUUUGUCGGAAAAUUGCGGUCUAAUCUGAUGGGGACCAAGUUCACGGUGUUCGACAACGCACUGAACCCAGAGAGGGCUCUCCCAGACCUGUCCAACGCACGCCAAGAGAUGGCCGGCAUCAUCUACGAGACCAACGUGCUGGGGAUGAAGGGUCCCAGGCGCAUGACCAUCAUCAUCCCCGGGAUGGACAAGAACUGCGAACGGGUCGCCGUCCGGCCACGCAACGAGUACGACGGGCUGCUGAUCCGGCACCAGAACCGGCGGAUGGAGAACCUGAUCGAGCUGCACAACAAGACCCCCGUGUGGAACGAGGAGUCCUCCUCCCACGUGCUCAACUUCAACGGUCGCGUCACCCAGGCCUCCAUCAAGAACUUCCAGGUCGUCCACAGCAAGGACCUGGAAUACAUCGUGAUGCAGUUCGGCCGCAUCGCCGACGACAUCUUCACGCUGGACUUCAGCUACCCCAUGUGCGCCGUUCAGGCCUUCGCCAUCGCCCUGUCCAGCUUCGACGGGAAGAUCGCCUGUGAAUAGAAUGGCCGGCCUCGCUCGG